AUGUCUGCUCCCAUCAAUACAUCCGAGCCCUGGUCCCUCGCCGGCAAGACGGCCGUCGUCACCGGCGCCUCCCGCGGCAUCGGCAAAGCCAUCGCCAUCCACCUCGCCCGCAAGGGCCUUACCAACAUCGCCAUAACCUACGCCGCCAACCAAUCCGCCGCCGACGACACCAUCGAGAAGUGCCGCGCCCUCGGCGUCAAGAACGCCGUCGUCAUCAAGGCCAACGCGCUCAACCCAGACGCCUGGCCCGACGUGAUCAAGCAGGCCCUCGGCGCCCUGAAAGUCGACACCAUCGACAUCCUCGUCAACAACGCCGUCCUCGCCAGCAUCGACCACUACAAAGCCACGCCCGAGCUCAACGCCGACAACUUCUCCGCCGUCAUGGUCGCCAACGUGUACGCCCCCGUGGCGACCACAAUCGCCUACAUGGAGCACGCGGCACCCAAGGCCGGCGGGCGCGUGAUUAACAUCUCGAGCGUGGCUGGUCGCCUCCCCAACGGGAAUCCCAUGAUUACAUACGGCGCGAGCAAGGCUGCGCUCGACAGUUUCACGCGCUCCUUUGCUGAUCAGUUUUCUUCUGAGAAGGGUAUCACGUUCAACAGCGUCAUCGUGGGGCCGACUCUUACGGAUGCAUUUGAGGAGGUCACAAAGUCUAUGCCGAAGGAGCUCAAGGAUAAGUACAUCACAGAGACGUCUGCUGCUCCGAGGUUCGGAGAGCCGGAGGAUAUUGCUUACAUUGUCGGGUUCCUUGCCAGUGAGGAAGGCAGAUGGGUGAAUGGGGCUGCUGUCAGCGCCAAUGGCGGAUUCAGGAGCAUGCUUGCGGCCCUCGAUUAUUUUUGCGCGGACCCGACAACCUGCAAACGCUCAACCCAUCAACCGCUGCCCUCGCGCAGCUUGGAUCACGCGAUGAUGGAUUACAGCGACCUAUCCUCCUCGUACAAGCGGUACAAGCUCAAGACCGCUGAAGCCCUCGACUGGCUCGUCCUCGAAGCGAGCAAACUCAAGACUGCAAUCACUUCUCCCCGCCAGUACAAAGUGUGGGAGUUGGUGGAUCUGGCCAUAGCAUGUGCAAACGCUGGGCGAGUGAUGCCGAAGGAGACGAGGAAGGCGCUGGAGGAGUCGCUCUGCCUCCGCCGUCGAUGUGCGGAGUGGUUUCUACAGCACGGCUCAGAAGCCGCGAAUGCAACUCAUACCUUUUUCAACGAGAGCCUUCAGAAGAUUCUUGAUGCCUUUGCUCAUCCCAAGCCAGAGGCGACUCGACCCUCCGCCUCCCCACCCACGAGCAAGUCCCCCUCCGCGACGCUGUCGGACCGAGACACAUCCCAAACCAACUACUUCGCCAUCCUCGCCGACGAUGACGACGUUCAUUACCAAUCCUCUGAUGAAGACGUCUCUGCUGGUCUAUCCACAGGCAAUGGUGUGACCAGGUCAGACCGAGCCGCAACCAAGAAGACAUCACAAGCAGAGCAUGGUUCCCAAGAGGCCGAACAGAGUGGCUGGGUAGCCUUUGAUGACGACCAGUUGAUGGAACUCGGUUGUCUUCUCAAAGAUUGCCGCGAUAUUCGUCUUUUCCUGCAGCGGCUGUGGACAGGAUAUUCAAGCUCCAAAGUCGACCUCGUCACCGCAUGGCUUGUAACUCAGGCAGGCUUCCAGCAUCUCGUUGACCUUGAGACCGUCUUCAUCCAGAAGUACCCUUACCUUGACAACCUGGAGUCAAUGUCGAACGCCAUGUACUGUUUCUGUGGGCUAGGACAGAGCUCCUUCUGGCCCGAUAGUGCGGCAGAGGGCUCAAAGCGCUGGGAUGACAAGACUCUCCGGAACGUCGACAAAAAGCUAUGGCUGUCGGAGUCAAAUAUGAAAGACUGGCUGCUUUGCGACGUCUCAUUCAUGUUGGAGAACCUAGACAGCGAGUCGAACCUAGAAGCUAGAAUCAAGGACGAGCCCUGGAGCCUUCCGGAGAUCCCACUUUUUCAAGUGAAAGGUCUCGAGCACCGGAGGCUCUAUGAUCUUCAACACGAGUCUCUGGCAGCAGGAAAAUCUGUGGCCUGUCUCGACCUUCUCACAUCCCGCCUGGUCUCAGAACCAUCGAAAACGACAGGCUCUCCCGUCCUUCUCAGCACGGCGGCAAUGUGCAGGACCUAUCUCGACAUCUUGAACAUACCAGACUUGAUGUCACGGGUCACUACAGACCUGGUGAAAUACCUGAACUACAGACCAUUGCAAGACGCAAGGUCUUUCGCCCGCCUCAUGACGCAAGCUGGCAACGAAGUCACGGCCUGGCAACAUUACCGAUUCGCUCUGCUUCAUGGCUCGGAUGGAAAACCAUUCAUCCAAAACCCGAUCCUCCUUGGUGGCCUUCUCUGCAGCGUGUCAGUUACGUCACAUUUGGCGGAGACUUUCAGUGUCAGCUAUUCCGGAUCCCUCAUGGCUGUCGCUCACCAGUACAACGCUCUUCGCAUUUUGAGCCUCGAUACUGUGCCUCGUUGGAAGGAUCUCGAAGUCUUGAUCGAGUUACAGAAGGCAGCCAUCUUUGCUCCGGAGCCACCUCAGACCUUUGAUCAAUGCAUCAUUCGGUUUUGGCGCUCCCAAGGGCUCAGGCUGAGCGAGAUCAGAACCAAAACCACUACCGCCGACCGCUUGGCUUUAGCCGCGCAGAGGGUUGUCCCCCUGCAUCGUCACCUCAAGCAGAUCUCGAAGACCGACCUGACUCCUGAAGACAUUAACAAAGGUCUCAACUUCCACAUCAAAUGCGAAUCACAGAGGAAUACUUUCGGGUUUCGCAGGGAGUUACGCGGCAUCCCGCUGCUCGAACAUCUCUUUUACGCCUGGGAGAAAACAGGGAUUUGGAAGCUAUCACUCAGUGACAGGGUUGUGAGAAGCGCUGUCGAGGCUGACCUGGGAAAACUUCGCGGUUCCCAGGCUGGAAACCGUCCUCUCAGCGCUGUGGACCUCCCGGCAGUUGUCUGGCUUGGCCAGUUGCAAAAGAUGUUUCAGCGAGAGACACCUGAGAUGUUCUUUGACUAUGCGUAUCUGGAACGCCGGGUCAUUAACCAGUUGUGCAAAGAUAGCGCGUCUUCUGACCACGUUGCAAGAUUCUUUGAGAACCCUGACCGAGGACUGUCUCAGUGGAUGAGCCACAUGUCCAACAAGUCGAACCUCGCGGUAGUCUCCGAUCAUUGGAAGGCUUGGUGCAAGGAACUGGGCAUGGUGAUUCCUUCUAACAUUCUUUGA
Colletotrichum siamense is the source of this 3231-nucleotide messenger RNA. It is a transcript of the gene asqE-0, whose product is annotated as Short chain dehydrogenase asqE. The record is from RefSeq and is a predicted model, not a curated record. The coding region runs from base 1 to 3231 and encodes 1076 amino acids. Lineage: Eukaryota; Fungi; Ascomycota; Sordariomycetes; Glomerellales; Glomerellaceae. The transcript is spliced from 3 exons. Gene Ontology annotation, molecular function: oxidoreductase activity.